Aspergillus terreus NIH2624 is the source of this 417-nucleotide messenger RNA. RefSeq lists its product as uncharacterized. NCBI's taxonomy places the organism in Eukaryota, Fungi, Ascomycota, Eurotiomycetes, Eurotiales, Aspergillaceae. Bases 1 to 417 code for a protein of 138 amino acids. The transcript is spliced from 3 exons. The record is from RefSeq and is a predicted model, not a curated record.
AUGUCCAAGAACAGAACCGGUCUGUACGCUGCUCUCGCCGCCGCCGGCGCUGGCGGUUACUACCUCUACCGUGCGGGCGGCAGCCCCCAAGGCGCGAAGCAGGAGAUGAAACAUGACGUCAACGUGGCCCGCAGCAAGACGCCCAGCACUACAUCUGCCGAACGGGCAGGUGAGAAGGUCGGCUCGGAGGCUGGAGCCCAUAUCGACGAGGCGGUCACCAAUGCGAGCACCAAGGCCAACGAGGCGAACCAGCAGGCCCGCGGCCUGGCACAGGAGAGCAUCCACAAGCUGGAUGAGGUGCGGCAGGACGCGUCCUCCAAGAUCAAGACCAAUGUCGACAAGAUGGAUCGGAAGGUCGAGGAGAAGGCGGCCGAGGCUAAGGGGUCGCUGUCGGGUUGGUUCGGUGGUGGCAAGUAA